UUGCGCACUCAAGCUGUUCCUGGCCAAAGGCUGCUUUGGAGUCUUCGCUUCCCAAUAAUCAUCUCUUGGUUUUCUUUUCUUAUUUAAGCCGGCAUGUCAUGCCUCCAAACCUUCCUCGUCUUAUCCCCAAUUACCACUUCUCGAUCCCAUCAGUCCUAAUUAGCUACCCCCAAAGAAAAAUAAAGAAGCCUACAAGCAGUCUCCCGAACAAGCCUGUUAUAGCCAGAUAGAGACAGAUACUCUGGACUGUUGAGAUUCAGAAAGGAUUAUGAUGAUGUUCAGUAGCAUUAGUCUGUUCCUUUUUGCUUAUCUCGGUUUUCAUCUUGCUCUAGCGGACACGGCAUCCUUGCGCCAAAAAUUCUCUGCCUUGAAGAUUGAUGCCGUCUUCCCGGGAGACCCGAAUUAUGUGAAAUUUGCUACGCCUUUCAACAAGAGGUUCACCUACAUGCCGGCAGCCAUAGUUUUUCCUAACAACACAAAUGCGGGAGCCAAUUCGGUAAAAGUGGGGGUGGGCGAAAAGCUCCCUAUUUCUCCUCGUGCUGGGGGGCACUCGUAUGCCGCUUACGGCCUAGGCGGAACCAAUGGUGCCUUGGUCAUCGAUCUCCAGCGAAUCAAUCAGAUUUCUGUGGAUGGCGCUACCGGCCAAGCGACGAUUGGAACUGGAAGUCGGCUUGGAGAUAUUGCUCUCGGUUUGAACAGUCAAGGUGGACGAGCCUUGCCGCAUGGAGUGUGUCCUUACGUCGGACUGGGCGGUCAUGCCUCGUUCGGAGGCUACGGAUUCACCAGCCGACAAUGGGGCUUAACAAUUGAUCAAAUCAUCGGCCACGAGGUCGUUUUAGCAAACGGGUCCGUCGUCACUACUUCCAAGACAGGCGGUCAGAAUGCCGACCUUUUUUGGGCUUUGAGGGGUGCUGGGUCAUCGUUCGGGAUCAUGACCUCGAUGAAAUUUAGUACCCAAGCGGCCCCCAGUCAGGCGACGAAUUAUGCCUACGAUUGGAACUUCAACGAAGCCGAAUUGGGGGAUGCCUUAAUCAAGUUACAAACCUUUUGCAUGUCCAACCUGCCAGCUCAAUUCGGCAUGACUGUCAAUCUCAGGAAAAGCAGUCAAAGCGGCAAGUUGAUGUUUUCGUUCACCGGAGCUUACUAUGGAGCCCAAAGUUCUUUCAGCGGUGUCGUCCAACCGUUCCUAUCCCAGAUGCCCACUCCUUCGGGGAACUCGGUUAAAACAUCAAAUUGGAUUACCAGCUUGCAAGGGCUCGCCGGCAACCAAGCUCUUUCUACAUCAGGUGUGGACCUCACGCAAGAGCACGACACCUUUUAUGCCAAAAGCAUCACGACCCCUCAAUCGGCACCCAUGUCCAACUCGUCCAUUCGCGCGUUUUCCAAGUAUCUGGCCAACCAGGGCGUCCAGUCUAAUACUGUGUGGUUUGUACAAUUGGAAUUGUAUGGCGGGAAGAAUUCGGCCGUGACAGCAGUUGGAGUCGACGAAACCGCUUUUGCUCAGCGUGCCAUCUUGUUUACCAUCCAAUUUUACGCUUCAUCAAGCAACUUCGCACCGCCUUAUCCGACUGCUGGGUUUACCUUGCUGGACAAUAUGGUGGAUAGUAUUGUAAACAACAACCCUUCAGGGUGGAACUAUGGUGCGUAUGCGAACUACGUCGAUGAUCGUCUUUCUGCUGCGCAAUGGAAAUCAUUGUAUUACAAGAACCACUAUCAACGCCUUACUCAAAUCAAAAGAGCCUACGACCCUCAAAAUGUUUUUGUUUACCCUCAAAGUAUCACUGAACCCACUCAAGCUCAAAGAUUCAAACGUGACAUGUUUUAGGCUUCAAGCUUAUUAUUUUUUUUCCAAAAUCUUGGUAAAUCGUAAUCAUUGAUUGUAUCAACAGUUUCCAUUUCUUCAUCAAAUCCGCCUCACAAAACCGCUGAAAAGGCGUUGGUUCUCUCCUUGCCACAAGCAAUCUUUCAUUUCAUCACAUCUAUUCUUCUUUAUUAUCUUUUUUGGGUGCCUGUAAAUCGCAGGGAGGGCAUCAAGAGUUUCUCCUGAUUUCUUCGCCAAAGCAGCUUCAAAAAUCAAUGAAAAGGACAUUGUCUGUUGUUACUAGCCAUCUCAAGUCUUUUCAGCAUUGUAAAGCGAUCAUUGGUGCAGUCUGAUGAUCAAGUUGUACUCGAUGUAAUACACCAGUCUAAACACUGAUUAAAGUUCAAAUAAGUGACGAGAAACCCAUAGGCUCUAUGACAAAAUGUG
Puccinia graminis f. sp. tritici CRL 75-36-700-3 is the source of this 2248-nucleotide messenger RNA. RefSeq lists its product as uncharacterized. The transcript has 11 exons. NCBI's taxonomy places the organism in Eukaryota, Fungi, Basidiomycota, Pucciniomycetes, Pucciniales, Pucciniaceae. The coding region runs from base 269 to 1825 and encodes 518 amino acids. Gene Ontology annotation, molecular function: oxidoreductase activity; FAD binding. The record is from RefSeq and is a predicted model, not a curated record.